Molecule: messenger RNA, 1840 nt
Organism: Chaetura pelagica (chimney swift)
Lineage: Eukaryota; Metazoa; Chordata; Aves; Apodiformes; Apodidae
Gene: P3H2
Product: leprecan-like 1
Exons: 15
Coding region: 151-1746 (531 amino acids)
Biological process (GO): collagen metabolic process
Cellular component (GO): endoplasmic reticulum
Molecular function (GO): iron ion binding; protein binding; procollagen-proline 3-dioxygenase activity
Source: RefSeq, a predicted model, not a curated record
GAGCCGAGGCUGGGAGCCGCGUCCCGUCACCGCGCCGCGGAGGAGGUGCGCGCAGACUUCCAGCGCAGGGUGCCCUACAGCUUCCUGCAGCGCGCCUACAUCCAGCUGAACAAGUUGGAGGAGGCAGCAGAUGCAGCUCACACCUUCUUCAUGGCAAACCCUGAGCACAUGGAGAUACAGCAGGACAUUGAGAACUACAAGACCACGGCAGGGAAAGUCACCUUGAUUGACCGGGAGGCCAGGCAGCACAUGGAGGACUACAGUGCUGGAGUAAGGCACUAUGACAAAGAGGAGUAUGAACUGGCCAUUGACCUCUUGGAGCGUGCACUAAAAGGGUACUACUCUGAGGAUGAAGAUUGCCAGAUCAUGUGUGAGGGACCACAGAGAUUUGAAGAACAUGAGUACCUGGAAUAUAAAGCUAGUCUCUAUGAAGCUAUUGCAGAUCACUACAUGCAGGUCCUGGUGUGCAAACACGACUGUGUCCGAGAACUCGCCACGCGCUCGGGCCGGAUCUCACCCAUUGAAAAUUUCCUUCCCCUCCACUAUGACUACUUGCAGUUUGCCUAUUACAGAGUUGGUGACUAUGUAAAAGCCUUGGAGUGUGCCAAGACCUACCUCCUCUUCCACCCAGAUGAUGAAGAUGUCUUAGAGAACGCAGGUUAUUACGAGGGCCUCUUGGAAGGUACAAUGGAUCCAGACACCAUCAAACCCAGAAAGGAAGCAAGGAUGUUGCUGCGGCGCCAUAAGCUGGAGUCUCACCUGCUGCAGGUGGCUGCAGCCGGCCUGGGAUACACCUACACAGAGCCGAACUACUGGAACCGAUAUGGUGCCCGCCAGGAUGAGCACAGUGUCCCAUCAAGCAUCAGCAGUGAACCAGAGGAUGGGCCCAGGCUGUCCCUGGCAAAGAAACCCAUGCCAAAACCAGAUCGAGAGUUGAAGGAGGGGGGGCCACUUCUCUACAGCGGCGUGAAGUUUGUCUACAACUCGCAGCAGCUGAACGGCACCCAGCGAGUCCUGCUGGAUAACGUCAUCUCGGAGGAGCAGUGCCGAGAGCUUCACAGGGUGGCCAGCGGGAUCAUGUUGGCUGGAGAUGGUUACAGGGGCAAAACCUCCCCCCACACCCCAAAUGAGAGAUUUGAAGGAGCCACAGUCCUCAAAGCCCUCAAGUAUGGCUACGAGGGCCGCGUCCCACUGAAGAGUGCCCGGCUCUUCUACGACAUCAGUGAGAAGGCUCGCAGGAUCGUCGAGUCCUACUUCAUGCUGAACUCCACACUCUACUUCUCCUACACCCACCUGGUGUGCCGCACUGCCCUCUCCGGCCAGCAGGAAAGGAGGAAUGACCUGAGCCACCCCAUCCAUGCUGACAACUGCCUCUUGGACCCCGAGGCCAACGAGUGCUGGAAGGAGCCUCCUGCCUACACCUUUCGGGAUUACAGUGCCCUCCUGUACAUGAACGCGGAUUUCGAAGGAGGCGAGUUCAUUUUCACCGAGAUGGAUGCCAAAACUGUGACCGCCUCCAUCAAACCCAAGUGCGGGCGAAUGAUCAGCUUCUCGUCGGGUGGUGAGAACCCUCAUGGGGUGAAGGCAGUUACCAAAGGCCAGCGCUGUGCUGUGGCUCUCUGGUUCACCUUGGAUCCACUUUACAGAGAGCUGGAGCGAAUCCAGGCAGAUGAAGUGAUUGCCAUGUUGGACCAGGAGCAUCUAGGACCCAGUGAAAUGAACAUCAACCCAAAGGAUGAGCUAUGAACUAGGCCAAAGACUUUUUCUAUUAAAUAUUUAUUUAAUAUUGUUAAUCUUAUUAGAACCCUUCUAUUUUUGUACAGAGCCACUGUAUAAAUUA